GCAGCGUGUGGUGAGUGUGUGUGUACAUACAUGUGUGCUUGUGCAUGUGUGUGUGGGAGUGUGUUAGUGUGCGUGAGCGCGAGCGCGAGCGCGCGUACGUGUGUGCGGUCAGAUGCUAGUAUGAGAGAGAGAUUCCCGCUCCACACUGGCUCAGUGUUGUGGAGUGUAACCUGUGGGUCGAUGCAACGCUGCGAAAAGCAUGAAAAGUGCGACCCCGAAGUUCACAGUGAGAGGAAGGUGCGCACCAACAAGCUGAAGCCUCAGGCCUCCACCAUGGGAAUGUAGCACCUGUGUGAGACUGCUGAGUGUUUGUACACAACGAGGAGCUCUUGUCUUCUGGAAGAUAAAGACGACCCUGGUCGGACAUCAAGGUCCUGAUGUCCAGUGUUGCACCACCGUGUGAUUUGGUUACAGCCAACUCCUGUGGGACCUUGAAACGUUGCAGAGUUUUAAAGGCUGUCUGUAGGGAACUAUGUGCAGCUCCCUGAGCCCUAAACAUCCCAGUAGCCCUGGCCUCACAGACAUGCAGCAGUAUCACCAGUGGCUGGCCAGUCGACAUGAAGCCAGCCUGCUGCCCAUGAAGGAGGACCUGGCCCUGUGGCUCACUAAUAUUCUCGGUCUGGAAAUCACCGGCGAGAGCUUCAUGGAUCGCUUAGACAAUGGAUUCCUGUUGUGCCAGCUGGCUGAGACACUACAGGAGAAGUUCAGGCAGAGUAAUGGAGAUCUGCCCGCCCUUGGCAAUACUAAGAGUAUUCCAUAUCGGAGGAUACCAUGUCGGCGGAGUGCUCCCUCCGGCUCCUUUUUUGCACGUGACAACACAGCUAACUUCUUGGCCUGGUGUCGUGAGGUUGGAGUUGGAGAAACAUGUCUGUUUGAGUCAGAGGGUUUAGUUCUUCACAAGCAGCCACGAGAGGUAUGUCUCUGCCUCUUAGAGUUGGGACGAAUAGCAUCAAGGUACAACGUGGAGCCCCCAGGCCUAAUAAAACUGGAGAAAGAAAUUGAACAAGAAGAGAAAGCGCCUCUACCUCCUCCAUCACCCGAAUCUCCAGCUCCGCCCCGCCCUCCAUCUCCUGCUUCGUCUCCCUCCCCAACUCCAUCCCCUUCCCCAACUCCGUCCCCUUCCCCGACUCCGGCCAAAGUGACAUCCAGUAAGAAAAGCACAGGAAAGCUUUUGGAUGACGCUGUGCGACAUAUUGCUGACGAUCCCCCCUGCAAGUGUCCAAAUAAAUUUUGUGUAGAAAGACAGUCACAGGGUCGAUACCGUGUUGGGGAGAAGAUGCUCUUUAUCAGAAUGCUGCACAACAAGCACGUGAUGGUGCGUGUUGGUGGAGGCUGGGAGACCUUUGAAAGCUACCUGCUGAAACACGACCCGUGCCGCAUGCUCCAAAUCUCCCGGGUGGAGGGCAAGACGUCUCCCAUCAGCAUCAAGUCCCCAAAUAUCAAGGACCUCGCGCCCGACAGCUACCUGGUGGUGGCAGCACACUACCGCAGCAAAAAAUAAAGAGAUGAGACUGUAGUUUGUCAUUAGUGAAAGGACACAGAGGACAAGGCUGAUGGAUAUGGCAAUCUCACAUAAUGAUGCCUGGUUUAUUAAUACAGUAGCAACAGACACAACAGCAUUCAUUGAAAACUCACGUAUGUAAUAGUGAUGCUUGGGGCUUUUUUGUGGGUUUGUUUUUUUGAAAUAAUUCAACCAAAUGGAAGUUUUAUUUUGUUUUACAUUAACUGUGAAACUAAAGCCAAAUGCAUUGAACAUUACAAUAUGAGUUAACUUGGUACAAGAGAAGUGGUGGCUUUAUCAGUCACUAACUGUUAUUUUAAACGAUAUACAAUAUGAUUUUUUUUUGUAGGUAGAAUUUCUACUUUUUAGUGCACAUGGUGUUUAAAUGUAAUCAAGCCCAUGGUGUUUCUCUGCUUUUAUACAUGUCCUGAGUGAAGUUGUGCAGGUUUCAGGACCUACAGGAGGUCAGUAUUCAUUAGCAUAUGUGUAUGUGAUGGCUGAUGGAAAGUAGACACUUUUGUUCAUGCGUUUUUCCUCCUCCAGGACGUUUUGACCUGAUUGCCAUAUAUUAUAGUGGAUGAGUCAUGUAAUUAACCAAAUAUUGACACGAUGUCUACAUUCUCUCCCUAAAACCAAGUAUUGGUUGUAAAAUGUUAUGGCGUUUAUUUUGUGUAUUUUUUAUUAGGUUCUUGCAAUGCUUUGAUUGUUUGUACAAAUAUUCUGUGCAAUGCAUUUUUAUACAUCUAACUAAAUAUAACUAUUUGACAAUCAUCUUUACAUUAAUUCAUAUUCUAUUGCUUUAUUCUCCACGAGGGUCGGCUGGAGCCAAUCCCAGCAGGCAUAGGGCGAAUGUUUAAGUUCUUUUACUUGUUUUAUGCCAUUCACCUCUAAAGACUGAAAUGUGUUUCACAACAAUUAAGAAACAUAAUUCACAUGUUCAUUUAUUGAAUUGCUUUUCCCACUUUACCAGAAAACAGAUGCGACUAUUACAGGUCAGUGACUUUGACAUGUGACAUGUAAUCCACAGAUCUGCCUGUGGUAAAACAAAUCCAACAUAUGCUUUUAGAUGUCAAGUUUCAAUAAAUUCUUAAAACUUGAUUAUUACAA
Messenger RNA from Solea solea (common sole), 2608 nucleotides. RefSeq names its product growth arrest-specific protein 2 (gene gas2a). The transcript is spliced from 9 exons. The coding region runs from base 473 to 1501 and encodes 342 amino acids. Gene Ontology annotation, biological process: actin crosslink formation. Gene Ontology annotation, molecular function: microtubule binding; cytoskeletal adaptor activity; actin filament binding. Lineage: Eukaryota; Metazoa; Chordata; Actinopteri; Pleuronectiformes; Soleidae. The record is from RefSeq and is a predicted model, not a curated record. Gene Ontology annotation, cellular component: actin filament.